AUGGCUUUUGGAUAUAAACCUGGUGGUAUGUGGCCGAUCGAGAACCUGAAAGAUCCAGGUGUGGUAUAUGCCGCAAAAUUCGCAGUGAAAGAGUAUAAUAAGAAGGCUAAUACAACCUUACAGUUUGUAACUGUAAUCAAGGGAAAACAACAUACGGUUGCAGGCUCUAUAUACCAUCUAUUGAUCUUAGUUAGACAGAAAAGCACAACAUCUCCCGAAAAGUAUGAAGUAGCAAUUUCGGAUAGACCGUGGGAGACAAAGGGCGGUUUCAAGCUUGAAUCAUUUAAAAAGCUAUCAAAGUUAAUUUGGAUAGAUGGUUUAAAUAAUUAG
Molecule: messenger RNA, 330 nt
Organism: Erythranthe guttata (spotted monkey flower)
Lineage: Eukaryota; Viridiplantae; Streptophyta; Magnoliopsida; Lamiales; Phrymaceae
Source: RefSeq, a predicted model, not a curated record